CAACCAAAUACCAUGGGCUCAUUGGCUUAUAUUGGUAGACAGAGACAUAGCAGCUCCUCAGCCACCCACCGCCACCGCCAACCCCACAUCCCUCCUCCGCGUGGUCCCUAUUCCAGCCUGUGCCAAUCCACCCCUCUCCUGUUCCCUCUUUUUUCUUCACUUGCCAAUUGCUAUUAGACAUUGGUCUAUGCACUCAAGUCCACCCACAAACGCUACUUAUUGACCCAACAUUCUUAAGCAAACGAAGUCCCAACUUCACAUUUUCUCACAAAUACCAAUUUAUUUAUUUAUUUAUUUUUCCGAAGAGUAAGAAACAGGAAAUCAUCAAUAGCCAUGAAUUUUCAGAUCUAUGGCUUCUUCACAAUCUUCAGUUUUCUUACUGUCGCAAGUUCUGCAUUGCAACAAAAUCCACCUGCCCAGAUCAACUCCAACUCGGUUCUUGUAGCCCUUUUGGAUUCUCAUUACACUGAGCUCUCUGAACUGGUUGAGAAGGCACUUCUGUUACAGACUCUUGAAGGAGCUGUGUCGAAGCAUAAUAUUACAAUCUUUGCGCCGAGAAAUGAGGCCUUGGAACGAGAUUUGGACCCUGAGUUUAAGCAGUUCUUGCUUGAGCCGAGGAAUCUGAAAUCCCUUCAAAAUCUGCUACUUUUUCAUAUGAUUCCAACUCGCACUGAGUCUAAGCAUUGGCCUGUGGAGAUGAACAACCCUUCUCAUCACACCAGUCUUUGCCGUGAUGCAUUCGAUGAAAAAAUUCAGUUAAUUGAGAAAAAUGGAGAGAAACUUGUGGGCGAGGCGAGGAUUAUUAAAGCAGAUGAUGUUGUUCGCCCCGAUGGGAUUAUCCACGGCAUUGAAAGACUAUUGAUUCCCAAAUCUGUGCAACAAGAUUUCAAUACCAGGCGAAGUUUAAGGUCAAUUUCCGCAGUACUACCAGAGGGAGCACCAGAAGUUGACUCAAGAACCCACAGGCUAAAAAAACCCGCGCCACCGGUUCCUGCCGGCGCGCCUCCGGUUUUGCCCAUUUUCGAUGCAAUGGCUCCCGGUCCAUCUCUUGCGCCGGCACCUGCUCCGGGUCCAGGCGGACACCACCACCAUUUCGACGGGGAGAGUCAGGUGAAGGAUUUCAUCCAAACUCUCUUGCAUUACGGUGGCUAUAACGAAAUGGCCGAUAUUCUGGUCAAUCUCACGUCUUUAGCUUCUGAAAUGGGAAAAUUAAUAUCAGAAGGGUACGUGCUUACAGUUUUGGCACCAAAUGAUGAAGCCAUGGCGAAAUUAACUACAGAUCAGUUGAGCGAACCCGGUGCGCCCGAGCAAAUAAUGUAUUAUCAUCUGAUUCCCGAGUACCAAACCGAAGAAAGUAUGUACAAUUCAGUGAGGAGAUUUGGGAAGGUGAGAUAUGAUACACUGAGAUUACCACACAAAGUGGUGGCUGAAGAGGCUGAUGGUUCAGUGAAAUUUGGACAAGGUGAAGCCUCUGCAUAUUUAUUUGAUCCUGAUAUAUAUACAGAUGGAAGAAUUUCUGUACAGGGAAUUGAUGGAGUUUUGUUCCCGCUUCAAGAAAUUAAACCUGCUCCUCCUAAACCUGCGACUGUUGCUAAGGUUGUCUCAAACCAAAGACGAGGUAUGUUUAUGUUGUAUUGUUGUUUAAAUCUUUGAUUUGAUUUGUGCAAAUUGUGGGUUUUGUGAGUUUUGGCCGGAGUUUUAGCCAGUCACUGUCAAUUAUAAUGCUUCGUUAUGACUUCACUCGAUUGGACUGGACUAGA
Molecule: messenger RNA, 1760 nt
Organism: Olea europaea var. sylvestris
Lineage: Eukaryota; Viridiplantae; Streptophyta; Magnoliopsida; Lamiales; Oleaceae
Product: fasciclin-like arabinogalactan protein 16
Exons: 1
Coding region: 334-1653 (439 amino acids)
Source: RefSeq, a predicted model, not a curated record